Molecule: messenger RNA, 395 nt
Organism: Nicotiana tabacum (common tobacco)
Lineage: Eukaryota; Viridiplantae; Streptophyta; Magnoliopsida; Solanales; Solanaceae
Source: RefSeq, a predicted model, not a curated record
UAUUCUUUGCAGGUCAUAUGGCUCGUAAGAAGCAAAAGAGAUCGGCAGGCAUGUCCCAACAGCCUACUUAUGAUGCUUUUAGGUUCGAAUCCGAAGUGGCAGAGGACGACUUUCAUGCCAAGGCCUCAAAAAGCUUCAUCCCUGAAAUACCGAUUGACAGGGCAGCCCUCCGUGCAGAAAAGGAGGAGAUGUAUGAGGAAAUCCGGCGGAGGGAAAUGGAGUUCUUAUUUGAUGAACCUGAAACGGUGAACAGGAUGCUUGUACGGGAGUUCUAUGCGAACUGCCCAGCUCAUAUGCUGCGGGAGGUGACUGUGCGAGGCACAUGGGUAGAUGCCUCAGUGGAAACUAUUCGACAGGGGGGCAACCAAUCUGGAUACGUGACCACAUCACCAUGA